This is a messenger RNA of Armigeres subalbatus, 4750 nucleotides long. It is a transcript of the gene side-VII, whose product is annotated as hemicentin-2. Gene Ontology annotation, molecular function: protein binding. NCBI's taxonomy places the organism in Eukaryota, Metazoa, Arthropoda, Insecta, Diptera, Culicidae. Bases 1114 to 3879 code for a protein of 921 amino acids. The record is from RefSeq and is a predicted model, not a curated record. The transcript has 14 exons.
UCGACUCUUCACAAAACAACCGCCCGACCUGAAAUGAGGAAAAACUUUUUCCCAUGGCACGAACGACGACUGGCUCCGGAAGAUUGAAAAUGGAAUACCCUCAUAAAACAACAGGGUAGCAGUUUGUAGUUUGCACGGGCUCACAUAGAACAGAGGGAAAAAAAGUUUUCACCAGCAGCGACCAGCAGCACUUGACACAGCGGUGUUACGUAUUAUGGAAAACUUUCCCGUUGGAUCCACGUGCGGGUUCUGUGCUCACGGAACUCCCUCGAGAGGGAGAUGCAAAUGACGAUCCCCGUCGAAAGACGAACUCGACAGCAGAAAAAAGGGCAGCUUCAUUUGAACCGCUGAGCUUCGGAUAUCGGCCACCCAAGUGGAAGGACCUUUCGACGAUAGAGGUGUGAUAAAGCGGAUGGGGGACAGUAUCUGCGGCACGAGAGGUUAACAAAUUUGAAGCACCAAAUUGCAAGUGAUGGUACUAUUGGAAUAAUUUAUAAUAAAAUAAUCCGCUUCACCGGGGCCUGCAGGUCUCAGCGCCGCAAAAAUGGUGGACGAAUGUCGAGAGAACCGAAAGCCAGCAUAAGAGAAGUUAACGAAAGGGUGAAAUAGCCGUGAAUUUUAUGUGAAACGUUGCAGAAAGUACUACGGUGGAAAUUUAAUCACCUGUUGGGGAGGAAAGCGUUUCGAGAGCAGUCGGAAAAGGGAUGAUUAUCCUUAACUGAAACAUUCACGCUCUAGACUAGAUGGGAAAAUAUUGGAAUUAUGUGUGUGAGUAAGGAAAAAAGUUUCGAAAUAUAACACCUAACGAAAGCGAGGUUUGGGCUUCUAGAUCCUUCGAUGCGUUCGGUGUUUUUUUUUCACCUUCGGCGCAGAUGACGAUCAAAGUUGAUUAUGGUAAUUCACCGGUCCCAGAAGCAUGAAAGGUCCGAAAACUUUGCAAGCAGCACGGUGGAACAUGAAUUCGAGUUGUUAAGUCAAAGCUAAUGCAACAUCUGCUUUGGUGCUGGUCCAACCAAAGGAACAAAAAUUGCAAGCAAAGAACAACCGUUUCGUAUCUUCGGAUAAAAGUUUCAACCUAUCAAAGACAAAGAAGGCAAAGAAACAGGUGCAAAGAUGGCGAAUUUCAUCGAGUUUCCAGUGCAGGUGAUCUGCCUGUUCUUAGCAGUUCUGGUCCAAAGGGCAACAAGUGUUAGAGAUGUGCCGCUCGUCACCAUGGAAGCCUUGGUUGGAGAGACCAUCUAUUUGCCCUGCAAUAUCAGCACACACGAUCCGGGGGACAGCGUGGUUCUGGUCCUGUGGUACCGGGAAGAUAAGGGCUCGCCCAUAUACAGUGCCGAUACCAGAGGCCGGGACGUGACGUCAGCGAAGCGGUGGUCGGACGAAUCCGUGUUCGGCAACCGGGCGUACUUUCUGUUCGAUAAGCAGCCGGGCGAGCUGGCGGUGCAAAAUGCUCGCGAAGCAGACAGCGGCAUGUACCGCUGUCGGGUGGAUUUUAUCAUAGCACAAACUAGGAAUAGCAUCGUAAAUUUAACAAUAAUUGUUCCACCCGAACGGGUUGUGAUACAAGACCAGCUGGGCAUCGAUCGGACAACGGUGGCCGGCCCCUAUAGCGAGGGCGAUAUCGUAACGUUACGAUGUGAUGUUUAUGGCGGUCGGCCACUACCAACAGUCAGCUGGUUUCGCGACGGUAAUCCACUGGUGGCCGAAUCGAAGAACAUGCCAUUGAGCAAGCACCUCCGCAGCGAGAUUGUGCUGGGACCAUUGAGCCGGCAGGACCUGCACUCGAAGCUGGUGUGUAAGGCCAGCAAUCAUGAACGGGCCACCGCGGUGGAGCAGUCCGUCCAGAUCGAUAUGAACUUUGCUCCCCUCAACAUAAGACUGAUAGGUGCACACCAACCACUAUCGGCCGGUCAUCGGUACGACCUGCUGUGCCAAAGUGCGGGUUCCCGACCUGCGGCCUCAAUAACAUGGUUCCUGGAUGGAAUUCGGCUCGAUAGGAGCAAAGAAACGACGUCCGCCGAUGGUAAUCAAACCACGAGUACGCUGUCGAUAAGCCUUAACCGAACCGAUGCGGGCAAGUAUCUGUCCUGCAAAGCGUACAAUUCUUACGUACCAUCUGCCGAGGCGCUCGAGGACGGAUGGAAGCUGGAUAUACAAUAUGUUCCUGAUGCGCACGUUCGGCUCGGAAGUUCACUGGAUCCCGACUCGAUACGAGAAGGCACGGACGUAUACUUCGACUGCAUAGUGACAGCUCAUCCUGCUGUCUACAAGGUCGAAUGGAAGCACAACAACAAAACACUGCCGCACAACAUAUCGCAGGGCGUUAUCAUCAGCAACCACUCGCUGGUGCUGCAGGGAGUGAGCCGAACCACUGCCGGAAAUUACUCCUGCGUCGGGUUCAACGCGGAAGGCGAAGGCAGCAGCCCGGUGUUCGAGCUGAAUGUGAUGUAUGCACCGACGUGCGCCCCCAAUCAGCAGCGGGUGUACGGUGUCGCCAAGCAGGAAAACGCCGAGAUCAAGUGCAUCGUUGACGCCAAUCCUCCAGAUGUCGAGUUCAAAUGGACAUUCAACAACUCAGCCGAGAGCAUCGACGUGCAGGCGAGCCAUAUUUCCCGACUAGGAACCUCGUCGGUAGUAUCGUAUACCCCGAUGACUGAAUUAGACUACGGUACGCUGCUCUGCGUGGCAACCAACCGGAUCGGAAAGCAGAGGCAGCCCUGCGUGUUUCACAUAAUUGCUGCAGGUCGGCCAGAUCAGGUACACAACUGUUCUCUGGCCAAUGUUUCCAUGACAUCCCUGAACGUGAGGUGCUUCGAGGGAUUCAACGGGGGUUUGGCACAGUCUUUCUUCCUCGAGCUUCGGGACACCCACACUCUGGAGGUUCGUUUCAACAACACCUCGCCCGUUCCGAGAUUCACCGUGCCGAACCUCCACCCCAGUGCCGUCUAUCAGCUGGCAGUGUAUGCCUUCAACUCCAAGGGCAAAUCCGAACCGUACGUGAUGAGUGCAGCAACACAGAGGCUGCCGGAAAAACAGAUGAACUCGGAAAAAGCAGAACGACCGAAAUCGCCCCUGCCGCUGACGCCGACCAUGUCAAUUGCCAUUGGUCUCGGGGCAGCCAUUCUGAUUGGAAGUUGUGCCAUUAUUCUGGCUUUGAAAUUUCCCUGCGGGGCAAGUAGUCGCCGCAAUAAGGAAACCGCCCAGAGCACGACGGUGAGAACUUCAUCUCCGGGACCAAGUGAUAAAAGUGUUGCCAGCAAGGAGUACGACGGCAACGACAGCGAUGAAAAGAAUCCGGAUGUCAUUCCGGAUACGAUUGAUUCUGAUGAUCAGAUGGAGUACAUUCGACGUCGACAGCACAUAUCCACAAUUGACACGAGCAGUCCAAGUCGAUUGCUGCUGACCACCGCAGCACAGAGCCAAAACUUCAUGGGUUCCACGAUGGCCCUGCACAACAAUCACACAGCCAGCCUGGGCUACUGCACCCUGAGGAACGGCAUGCCACCGCCGCCGGCGAACUCGGUGACCAACGUGUCCAUGAGCCAUGUGCCAAAUACGUUCACGUCAGCUUCGCACGUCACGUGUACUCUUCCCAGGCAUCCGCCGAGUGCGGCGGGUGGCGGUGGUGGCAUUAUAAAUUCCGUCGGUCCUGCUGGUGCCCAUCAUUGGCCUUCGUACGGCGGCACCAUCGCCGGAGUGCGAAACAUGACGGCGAUUUCGGUGACCAGCAGCCAGCAAGUGGUGCCCCCGCCGCCCUCCACGAUAGCAAUGCAGCAUCUUGGCGGACCGCAACCGAGGACUCGCGUCUGCAUUGGACUGCCGGAGGACGACGUGUCAGCCGAUACGCCUCUCAUGGUAAAACGGGAAAGCACCGUAUGACUAUAGGAAUCUCACAGGGUCGGUGAUACGGCCCUGUGAGGCUCAUUCUCCGAAUGCGCACUUCCAGUCGGCGCCAACGCUAGGGAACGAGGCAAGACUUAAACAAUAAUUAGAAAUUGUUAAAAUAACGAAACGAUUCCGAAACUGUUUAUAGUGAACGAGAUAUCCAAAUACUUUCCCCGGCGAGGACGCAUCUCUUUGUACUUCGAGCGGGGGAACUGUUUCCUCGGUAAUCAUUUCAUGUUUCUAUUUCUGUUUUUUUUUUGUUUUUCAACCGUUUUCUACUGAUAUUCAAAGGCAGGAGAAUCAAGAAUAACGAUGUUAUUUACCAUUAUAUCAUUUUGUGAUAUGAACGCUGUGAAAUAAUUAAAUCGAUAUGCUCAAUUUUGAGUGUGAAGUAAACGGAAGAAAAGCAACAGUAUGAGGUAAGAAAUGAAGAAAACUGAGCAGUUCCAAGUUAAAAUUAAUGAACAAUGAACAAUGAUCAAUUUGAUUUCAGCUAUUCAGCAAUUAUUGUUAUCAGUGCGAACUUCCUGCUCGCAAGAGUUGAUUGUUGCACAUAAUUGUUAAGUUUGAAUUGAUUCCGUUGUACAUAAACUCGUUUGUAUUGGCGAUUAUGCAUUUCUUCAUGUAGAAUAUCUGUACCAAUCGUUGAUUAGCUAAGAACGCCAUAUUCAAAAUUUAUUAAAUGUGCUCUGAUUACAAUUUUACAAACUUCACAGGAGCAGAGAGAUGAUAUUUCUUCAAAUAGUAGGUUCUGUUGAUUUAAUCUUUUCGCAUUUAUCUUUUUAUUGAUUUUAUUCAUUAUAAUCUGAUAGACAAAGUUGAAAUGGAAAAUAUUCUUAAAAAUAUAUGUGGAUUUAAAACAAUG